This is a messenger RNA of Triticum aestivum (bread wheat), 1740 nucleotides long. RefSeq names its product putative F-box/kelch-repeat protein At3g22730. NCBI's taxonomy places the organism in Eukaryota, Viridiplantae, Streptophyta, Magnoliopsida, Poales, Poaceae. The record is from RefSeq and is a predicted model, not a curated record. The transcript is spliced from 2 exons. Gene Ontology annotation, molecular function: protein binding. The coding region runs from base 252 to 1520 and encodes 422 amino acids.
CGCAAUCAGAGAGCGGAGAGCGGUAACCGCGGAGGCCUGUAGUGCGAUGCUUGCGUCCACGGCGGCUACUUACUACAGUACUUCUGGGGGUCGAUAAGUAGCAGUUGCGCAGGAUAACGGUGGGGCUAAGCUUGUGGCGGAGGCGGCUUCUCUUCUUCUUCACCCGGGGAAGAUAGAUCCUGUUGCAAGUUCGAGAGGUGAUUCCGCUGACUUGUCAUGCACAACUUUCUAAGGGGAAAAGGUGCUCGCAAAUGGCCAGUGACGCAAACGAUGCAGAGCAGGCAACCGAACAUCAGUUGGCAAGCAUCAGCCGCCUCACACCAGACGUCCUGCACGAGAUACUUCUCCGGCUUCCGGUCAGCACUCUGCAGAGACUCCGCGGGACGUGCCACCAAUGGCGCGGCGUACUCAGCGACCCGUGCUUCAUCAUGGAUCAUGCCAAUCGUGCACCGGAGCACCUCCUCCUCUUCCUGCCCAGGCUGGAGGCCUCGGCGAGCCUCAAGACCGCCAUGCCUGGCCGUGUGAAGCUCUUCGACGAGAAAUGGUCCGUGUCAACGUGGGCGGCGUCGUCCAUGGACCCGGACGACCACCUCUUCGCCUGCUGCAACGGCCUGCUCUGCUUCUACCGGAAGUACACGCUGAAGAUCGUCAACCCCGCGACCGGCCAGCGCCUGCACCUCUCGAAGCCCGACGGGAGAUCGCCCCGUGACCUGUACUACCUCUACAGCUUCGGGUUCCACCCGGCGACGGGGGAGUACAAGCUCGUCUACUUCCUCCGCGAGCCCCGGCACGGCCGGUCGUCGGGGCAGCCGUUCCGCUUCGACGCGAUACAGGUGCACACCCUCGGCGAGGGCGGGUGGAGGGACGUCAGGGCGCCGAGGGAGAGCUGCCUGGUGAACCUCGGCGUCGUCAACGUGGACGGGGCCAUGUACUGGCUCGCGGAGGAGGAAGGGGCCUGCUGCGGCGUGGCGGUCAUGGCGUUUGAUCUCAAGGAAGAGACAUUCUCGUCGCUGAGGCCUCCGCCGCUGAGAGGGUGCGGCGGGGCGACGGACGGGCCCUGCGGCGCUCCCGCGCUGUCCUACUACGUGACGGAGGUGGAGAAGAAGGCGUGCCUGGUGACCGCCCCAUUCAGCAGCAGCGCUCCCCGGUGGCGCCGCUACAACGCCGAGGUCUCCGGGAGGAUGGACGUCUGGACGCUCGAGAGCCGCGGCGAGGACCGGUGGUCGCUCAGGUACAGCGUCGACCUGUCGCCGUCGGCGCCGCGGUGCGUCCCGCAGCCGUGCUUCGUCCGCGGGGGGAAGGUCCUGCUGCACGGCCGCGACGGCGAUGCGUUCUGCCGGGACCUGCGGGGCGGGGGCGAGGACGACGGCGGGGAGGUGAGGCUGCUGAACUUGAGGCCUUACAGGUACUACGAGACGCAGGCGUACCUGUACAGGGAGACGCUCGUCCCGUUGGACGUGUACGCGGGGGCGGCCAUCGUUCGCUCGCCGCACUGGCCUCUCCCUCCACCAGGUUCCUGAAUUUCUGAUUACGACUCUGCGUUGGCCUUCUGUGGUCAUGGCCCAGUAUAGGUGUAGGUAACAGAGAUGUAUUUUGUACAAACUUUCGAACAUGAUUAUUUCUGAAACAUGAAUGAAUUAUGGUGUAAUUCUCGGUGGAGGUUUAAGCUACUGGUUAUUGUAACAUAUUGUAAACUAAUAAGGAUUUUGUGCCCCGGCAAAAAAAUAAGUAUUUUGUGCA